This is a messenger RNA of Plasmopara halstedii, 2166 nucleotides long. Its product is annotated as FOG: TPR repeat. Gene Ontology annotation, biological process: regulation of gene expression. Gene Ontology annotation, molecular function: protein binding; chromatin DNA binding; RNA polymerase II cis-regulatory region sequence-specific DNA binding. Bases 1 to 2166 code for a protein of 721 amino acids. The record is from RefSeq and is a predicted model, not a curated record. The transcript is spliced from 2 exons. Lineage: Eukaryota; Oomycota; Peronosporomycetes; Peronosporales; Peronosporaceae.
AUGCCCCCCACCCUCCAUCAAAAAGCCUUCACAGUUGAUAAACCGCUGGCUUGUGCGCAAGCCAAAGAAGAAGACACGAACAUUUAUAACGUGCACAGUCACAAGGCUGCGUCGCUUCCCGUUCGUGUCGUGAAUUGCAACAUGGCUACACCGAAAAUGGAGGAGAGCAAUACGCUUGGUCGUCAGCUAUCUGCAGCAAAUGAAGAAGCUUGGUUAUCGCUUGGUCGAAUUGCUGAGAUGAUGGGUGACGAUGAAAAUACGAUGCUUGCAUAUGAGAAGGUUUUGUCGCAUAAUCGUUUAAAUGCUACUGCGUUGUUUGCUAUUGGAUGUUGCUAUGAGAAAGUGGAGGAUUAUACUAAGGCUGCGGACUGUUUUCGUGGUCUGGUAUCCCUUAAUGAACAAAAUUCGGACGCAUGGGGUCAUUUAGGCUACUGCUGCCUUAUGAUGAACGAUCUAACGAGUGCGCAUACGGCGUACCAAUAUGCAAUGUACAACAACCCGAUGAGUCAGAAGGACCCAAAUAUGUGGUACGGCAUUGGUCAGCUAUACGAGCGUCUUGGAUCACUUGAGCACGCACAGGAAUCUUUUGAAGCCGUGCUACGUUUUGAGCCAAACUUUAAUAUGGCACUUGAGGUGAAAUUCCGUCUUGGAAUCAUCGCUAAACAGCGUGGAGAUUAUGACGGUGCUUUAGAACGUCUUAACUCAGUACUACAUGAUGUACAAGCUAAUGUACAAACUACCGAGAUGGCCAGUGAUAUCUGGACGCAAAUCGGACACGUAUACGAGUUAAAAGACGAGAUUCAGCUUGCCAAAUCGAGCUACCUCAAGGUGGCAGAACUUAACCCCAACAAUGCUAAGCCAUUGCAGCAACUUGGAUGGCUCUGUUUAAAACAUAGUGAACAUCCGCCUGCUAUUGACUAUCUUAAAAAAGCAGUUGCUAUUGAUCCGCAAGACGGUAAAGGAUGGUACCUUUUAGGUAGGUGUUAUAUGGCUGUACAAGAAUUUGAAGAAGCCUACGACUCGUAUAAGCACGCUGUAACUACGGACUCUCAAAAUCCCAAUGUGUGGUGCUCGCUUGGUGUACUGUUUUAUCAAUUGAACCAGCAUCUUGAUGCGUUGGAUGCGUACUCACGCGCUAUUAACAUCAAUCCUAAUAUUUGCGAAGUCUGGUACAACGUCGGAACACUCUACGAUACAUGCAACCAAACUAGUGAUGCUCGUGACGCAUACCAAAAAGCAGCCGAGCUAGGUGCUGAUGCCCAAUUCAUUCGCGAGCGCUUGGAACUUUUACGUGUUCGGGAGACCGGUCAAUCUACUAUUGGUAUGGCUGGGGCAAAUUCGGCUCCUGGUCCUUCCGAGCCGCCGACCACUUCCCCAAUGCCGACAUUUUCGUCAAGACCUACAGCAGAUUCUCAAUACCAAGCACAGCAGGGUGCCCCUACACAAGGUGCCCAGCCAAAUGGUGCUCCUCAAGUCAGUCAAGGUGCUCCAAUGGCUCAUAUGCUUCGAGCGGGUGAAGCUCCCAUGAAUAUGAAUAUUGGCAGCGCACCAACGACGAAUGCCAUGAGCGCAAAUGGUCCAGAUUCUAGUAGCAUUGCACGUGGAGUACCCGUGGGUAGCGCGGGAAUGAAUAUGAUGCGUGGUAUGGGACGUAGUGCUCCCAUGAAUGGCGGCGGUAUGAUGCCUCGUGGUGUCAUGGGUGGUAUGGUGCCUGGUAUGCAACACGCGCAGCAAGCUCAACAGAUGCAAUCGCAGCACCCGCAAGCUCAGGCUCAUGCUCAAGCUCAGGCUCAUGCUCAUGCUCAAGCUCAAGCGGCUCAAGCAGCUCAAGCAGCUCACGCUCAUCAUCAUGCACAAAUGCAGGCUCAGCUGCAAGCUCAGCAGCAACAUGUGCAGGCUGUACACAUGCAUCAAGAUGGUCGUCGAGGAAUGCCAGGUCGGCCAAUUAAGGAGGAAAAUAAGGUCGGAGGAAUGCGCUACGCAAUGGACGGAGGUGAUCGCAAGCUUCAGGCACCGCCACAACGUCUUGCUGGUUUGAAUCCAAAAAAUUUGGGUGGACCCUCUGGUGUUUCACAGGGUGGACGUCGUGAUCGCUUUCCCAUUCCAAUGAGUGAUCCCAAGCAGCAUUCCCAUCCGUCGCUUCAGCCUCCCCCAGGCAGAAGGUGA